This is a messenger RNA of Chironomus riparius, 903 nucleotides long. The record is from the annotation of a GenBank genome assembly. NCBI's taxonomy places the organism in Eukaryota, Metazoa, Arthropoda, Insecta, Diptera, Chironomidae.
CCCUAGUAAACAAAAAAAGAGCUAGUUUCACAUUGUUUUUUAAAAACAUUAAAUUUCACAUAGAAAAACAAUAAAAUGGUGCAAGAUCUAUUGUCAGCGCAAGGUUUACGGAUGGAUGGACGAAGACACAAUGAAUUGAGGCAGAUUCAAUGUAAAUUAGGUGUACUUGAAAGUGAAUUAUUUACACACAAAAACAGAUGCGAUGGAAGUGCCUACAUGCUUCAUGGAAACACAAAAGUGAUUGCGUCGAUCUCAGGACCAAAACAUCCAUCAAAGAGUUCAGGCAAAAAGGAUGAAUCAUUCAUAUUUAAUGUACGAGUAAAAUUUGCAACAUUCUCAAAGAAUGGCGAAAGACAGAAAGUUUUAAAGAACAGUAAGAAGUUAGGUGAAAUAGAGAUAAACUUGAAGAAUAUAUUUAAAUCAGUCAUAUUGGUGGAAAAGUAUGAGAAAUCACAGCUUGAUUUAAAUAUAGAAGUUCUGCAGCAUGACGGUGGAAGUGAAAUAUGUACGAUUGUUAAUACUGCAACAUUAGCUUUAAUAGAUGCCGGAAUAUGUAUGAAAGAAUAUGUCUGUGCAUGCACAGCAUCCUUAACAAAUGAUGGUUUAGCUCUUUUAGAUGUUUCCCAUUUAGAAGAGAUUUGUGGUGGACCAACUUUAACAAUUGCCGCAUUACCUCGAAUUGGAGAUCAUGAACAAAGCGUCGCAUUCAUCGAGUUAUCACAAAAGUUUUAUCUAAAGGAUUUAAACAAAAUUUUCGAUUGCUGUCAAUUGGGAUGUGAAAAAAUUCGCACUAUACUAGAUGAAGCAAUUAGAGGUAAUGCUUAUGAACAUGUUAAUUCUGAUCUGACAAGCAAUUGAAUGAUGUAACUGAAAUAAAAGAAUAAUGUCACAAAAGGAAAUCCA